CGGUAAAUAGAUUUCGAAAAGAGGCGUGGAGUCUCCGUCUCGUACAAGACGAGUGCGCAGCAGGUGGUCGGCGGGCAUGGCUGCCGCGAGCUUCUCGGCCGUCGCAGUUCCCAUCAAGAGCGGCCGCUCUGCUGUGACCAUCCUCCGGCGGCUACUUGCAUCCGCUCGCCCUCUUCACUUCCUGGCUCAAUCCCAAUCCCCUCGCAGAGGGCUGUGCCAGGUCGCGCAUGCCGUGAAGCCGGUGGUCGUGGACUCGACCCUCAAAGGGAUUAGCGACAGAAAUAUAGCCGAGGCCGUAAAUAACAUUCUUGAAAUGGCAAGGCGGGCUACGACGAGAAGAGAGGUGCUUCACACAGACUUUCUCACUCCACCUGUUGUUAAGGAGUCAAUUUUGGCGCUAGAAAAGCUGGCCGAUGUCAAAGCAGUAUCUCAGGGUGGUUAUCCACAGGCAGAACGUUGCCGCCUGUCUGUUGGACAUCCAGAUGACAUGCCAACUGACCCAGAUGUUGUUGCUGCUUUGAGCAUCACAGGGAACUUCACGUUUGAUGCUUGUUCUCAUGGUGAUUUCCUCGGUGCAAUUCUGGGCACAGGGAUAGUAAGAGAAAAGGUUGGAGAUAUCUUGUUGCAGGGAGAAAAGGGAUCCCAAGUCAUCGUUGUUCCAGAGCUCACUGACUUUCUUAUGUCGACAUUGGAUAAGGUUGGUAAUAUUUCUGUGACUUGCAGGCCAAUACCAUUGCUCGCUUUAGAAUAUGAGCCACCGAAGACUAAAACAUUUAGAACUGUUGAAUCAUCGCUGAGGGUUGAUGCACUGGCUAGUGCAGGCUUCAAAAUAUCUCGCUCAAAACUUGUUGACUUGAUCAGCAAUGGAGAUGUGCGGGUUAACUGGUCACCAGUGAUGAAAAAUGGAACCACACUCAAGACAGGAGAUGUUGUUUCUGUUAGUGGAAAAGGGAGGUUGAAGAUUGGUGAGAUAACAACAACAAGGAAAGGGAAAUAUGCCAUCGAAUUGAUCUGUUAUCUGUAGGCUCUGUGGAACCUGAGCUUAUCCACCAGAAGUUCCACUGUUGGUUGAAGACAUUCACCGGCACUAGGACCUCAAAUAGCAAGAUGUAUCGGAAAACCAUGAUUUCUCAUUGUCCAAAGAUCAUGUUCUGACAAAUUUGGACAGCAUAAACAGCCAAAUUAUUGGUUUAACUGUUUUUGUCCUUGAGCUUAAUGUGUUGAUUAUAUUUGGUAAAGUAAUGUGUGGAUAUUUAUCUUUUGAUUGAAAUGUGAGAAAAAAAAUAACUGCUAUUA
This is a messenger RNA of Musa acuminata AAA Group (dessert banana), 1296 nucleotides long. RefSeq lists its product as uncharacterized. NCBI's taxonomy places the organism in Eukaryota, Viridiplantae, Streptophyta, Magnoliopsida, Zingiberales, Musaceae. Gene Ontology annotation, molecular function: RNA binding. The transcript has 10 exons. Bases 77 to 1024 code for a protein of 315 amino acids. The record is from RefSeq and is a predicted model, not a curated record.